UAUUUUUUAUUAUUAAUUUGUCAUAAAUCGAUCCGCCCCUGUUUUCCGUUAUUCAUUUAUACAGUUAGUUACGCCACCGCAAUUGCCGGCUUUCUGACAUUCUCAGGCGUGUGCCACGUGUCUACUUUCAUCCCACUCCUCCCAUCAUUCCAUUUCUAUCUAUCGACGAUACUCAAUAGCGAUCCAUGAUUUCUCGAUUUCUUGCUCAUAGAAAGAAAAAGAAAGAGGAAAGAUUCACCAUGUCCGCUCCAGGUGUACAGUUACACAUCCAACAACACCAUGUGGUGAUGGAUAAUGGCAUAGUCCAAGUUACAUUAUCAAAUCCAGGUGGAAUUGUCACCGGAAUCCGAUAUAAUGGCGUUGACAAUUUGCUUGAAAUUCUCAAUAAGGAGACUAAUAGAGGGUAUUGGGAUCUUGUUUGGAGUGCACCAGGAGUCAAAGGAUAUUUUGAUGUGAUUAAUGGAACAUGUUUUGAAGUUAUAGUUCAAAAUGAGGAACAGGUGGAGCUUUCAUUCAAGAGAAUGUGGGAUCAUUCUCUUGAGGGAAAGUUUGUCCCCUUAAACAUUGACAAAAGAUUCAUUCUGCUCCGUGGUUCAUCAGGCUUCUACUCUUAUGGAAUUUAUGAGCACUUACACGGAUGGCCAGAUUUUGAUAUGAGUGCGAGGAUCACUUUCAAGCUUAGAAAAGACAAGUUUCAGUACAUGGCUAUGGCAGACGAUAGGCGAAGGAUUAUGCCUUUUCCGGAGGAUCGAUUACCAGGAAGAUGCCAACCCUUGGCCUACCAAGAAGCGGUCCUACUAGUCAAUCCUAAGAAUCCACAAUUGAAAGGAGAGGUGGAUGACAAGUAUCAAUAUUCAUGUAAGAACAUAGACAAUCGAGUCCACGGGUGGAUAUCUUUCAACCCACCUGUAGGAUUCUGGCAGAUCACACCUAGUGAUGAGUUUCGUUCUGGUGGACCCUUCAAGCAGAAUUUGACCUCGCAUGUAGGACCGACCACACUUGCCAUGUUUCUUAGUGGUCACUAUGCCGGACAAGAUUUGGUACCCAAAAUCAGAGGUGGUGAACCGUGGAAGAAGGUUUUUGGUCCUGUAUAUAUUUAUCUCAAUUCUGGACCAACUGGUGAUGACCCACUCUUUUUAUGGGAGGAUGCAAAAAUAAAGAUGAUGAAUGAAGUUCAAAGUUGGCCAUAUUUAUUCCCCGCUUCUGAGGAUUUUUUAAAACCACAUCAACGAGGCAACGUCAGUGGCAGAUUACUUGUCUUAGACAGGUACAUCAGCACUGAUUUAAUAUCAGCAAAUGGCGCUUAUGUUGGUCUGGCUCCACCGGGAGAUGCAGGGUCAUGGCAAAGAGAAUGCAAGGACUAUCAAUUCUGGACCAGAGCAGAUGUGAAUGGAUUUUUUACGAUUAGCAAUGUACGUCCAGGUGACUACAACCUUUUUGCCUGGGUACCUGGUUUUGUUGGAGACUACAGAUUUGGUGAUUCUGUGAAGAUAACCUCAGGUUCUUGCAUUGAAUUGGGGGAAAUUGUAUUUGAACCUCCAAGGGAUGGCCCCACAUUGUGGGAAAUAGGUAUUCCUGAUAGAUCCGGUGCAGAAUUUUAUGCUCCUGAUCCCAAUCCACAGUAUAUAAAUAAGGUUCUUAUCAACCAUCCAGACAGGUUCAGGCAGUAUGGAUUGUGGGAAAGAUAUUCAGAGUUAUAUCCGGAUGCAGAUUUGGUUUACACAAUUGGUGUUAGUGACUAUAGGAAGGAUUGGUUUUACGCUCAGGUUCCCAGAAAAAAAGUGGAUAACACUCAUGAAGGAACAACUUGGCAAAUCAAGUUUGAACUCGGUGGUGUUAUUCAAGGAACUGUAUAUAAACUGAGAGUUGCAAUUGCAUCUGCAACAUUAGCUGAAUUGCAGAUUCGAGUCAAUGACCCCAAUGCAAGGCGUCCUGUAUUUACCACCGGAUUAAUAGGAAGGGAAAACACAGUUGCAAGACUAGGAAUUCAUGGACUCUAUUGGCUGUACCAUGUGAAUAUAUCAAGUUCUCUUUUUAUUGAUGGCACAAAUACUAUAUAUUUUACACAGCCAAGAUGCACCAGUCCUUUCCAGGGUUUCAUGUAUGACUAUAUUCGUUUGGAAGGCCCACCUUGUUCUUAAGAAGAAAUUUAACCUAGCCUUGAAAAUUAAAUGAUACAGAAUAGCAGUGCUUUUUGUGUGUGUUUUUUUAAUGAAACAGUGAAUGUAUUUAUUUGUGAACAUUGUAUACAUGUUAUUUAUUUAUAUUAAUAUUGUACUUUUUAA
This is a messenger RNA of Trifolium pratense (red clover), 2285 nucleotides long. Its product is annotated as rhamnogalacturonate lyase-like. Gene Ontology annotation, biological process: carbohydrate metabolic process. NCBI's taxonomy places the organism in Eukaryota, Viridiplantae, Streptophyta, Magnoliopsida, Fabales, Fabaceae. Gene Ontology annotation, molecular function: catalytic activity; carbohydrate binding. The record is from RefSeq and is a predicted model, not a curated record.